Solanum dulcamara is the source of this 553-nucleotide messenger RNA. RefSeq lists its product as uncharacterized. Lineage: Eukaryota; Viridiplantae; Streptophyta; Magnoliopsida; Solanales; Solanaceae. The transcript has 3 exons. Bases 26 to 385 code for a protein of 119 amino acids. The record is from RefSeq and is a predicted model, not a curated record.
GAAACAAAAAUUAAGGGAGACAGAGAUGUAUCAUUCUUCAGUCAAGAGCAUUUUUGUUGAAGAGAAAAAUGAUGUCCCACCUAUUUGCCCUAAGCCUAGAAAACUAGGAUCCACCACUACUCUUCCUGAAGUCCUCAAAUCCCUAAAUUGCAAUGAUAACAGCCAGAAGAAUUUUGAUGGAAGAAGUGGGAUUCUCAACAUUGUUGCUGAAAAGACAAGAGAUGGAAGAAAUUCACCAUCAUGUUACGCAGGUUCUCCUCCAGGGAGAACAAGUAAUCCUUUGGUGCAAGACGUACAAUUUAUUCAGCAAAUGGAACAUUUUUCACCUUUGACAAGAACUAGUUUGUCUGAUAAAUUUGGUUUUACCUCUGUCUCUCCAGCUUGACAAAAUACACAAACAUCACAAUUUUUUAUUUGUUUUCUGUCAUUAUUUGGUUUACUUAAUGUUAAAAUGUAUGAGAAAUUAAGUCAAGAUCCCUUUUAAAGGGAGUUACUUUUUUUGUUUUUGGUGAGUAGAGCAAGAGUGCUCUGUUAGAUUGUGAUGUGGGCAAAC